Messenger RNA from Fopius arisanus, 2075 nucleotides. RefSeq names its product islet cell autoantigen 1-like protein (gene ICA69). Gene Ontology annotation, cellular component: Golgi apparatus. Lineage: Eukaryota; Metazoa; Arthropoda; Insecta; Hymenoptera; Braconidae. Gene Ontology annotation, biological process: regulation of transport. The transcript has 5 exons. Bases 150 to 1712 code for a protein of 520 amino acids. Gene Ontology annotation, molecular function: protein domain specific binding. The record is from RefSeq and is a predicted model, not a curated record.
UCAACCCCAUCCCGUGUGUCAAAAAGUGACGAAGGAAUAAAAACAGGGCAGAAGGCAGUGUUCACUGCUGUCAAUGAAUCUGAAACCAAUUCUCGAAUUUCCGAGAGAAAUUAUCAAGUCCUCGAGAAAAAACCGGAUCCACGUCUGCAAUGAACACGUAUGACAGAGGCGGUCCAGGUCUCUCAGGAAAUGCAUUCGAUCGAUGGGUGCAGCGUUCAGACCUGACGGAGGAUUCAACAAUUUCGAAAAUGCAGCACCAGUACUGGUUGACUAAGCAAACCCUCUCCCGAAAGCUUGGGAAAAAAGAGGAUGAGUGUAUCGUCGCCUCGGAUGCCGAACUGGACGCCAAGCUGGAGCUCUUCCGUAGUAUCCAGGAGUCGUGCUCCUACCUCCAACGAGUGAUCGACAAAUAUCAAGAGAGACUAUGCAAUCUUGCCCAGGAGGAGAAUGCGAUGGGUCGUUUUCUGAAGGAGGCAGGCAAGCAGGACAAGACACGUGCUGGAAAGAUGAUGUCAGCUGUGGGAAAAUCAUUGUCGUACUCUGGGCAGCAGCGAUUAGCCCUCAGGGCGCCACUGGUGAGACUUUACCAGGAAGUCGAGACAUUCCGACAACGCGCCAUCGAGGACACCCUCCAGAAUGUCCAGUGCAUGGAGAAGGCACGCACUGAGUAUCGAGCUGCGUUGUCUUGGAUGAAGAACAUCUCCCAGGAACUCGAUCCUGAUACCUCCAAGCAGCUCGAACGAUUCAGGAAGGUUCAGGUGAGGGUGCGCAGGGGCAAGGCCGCCUUUGAUAAUCAGGCACUGGACUGUCUCCAGAAGGUCGAUCUCCUCGCUGCUGCCAGGUGCAACAUGUUCAGCCAUGCACUUGUUCUUUAUCAGAGCACUCUCUUGAAUUUCACCAGGAAGUCCGCCCAGGCAUACGCCACCAUUGCCAACAGCUUCAAGGGCUACCAGAGGUACGACUUCAUGGUGGUUAAGGAGCUCGCUGAGCCGUCCACUAAAUUGGCUCAAGAAACUGGUGGGGAUCGGGAUGAUAACAAGGAGAAAUUACUGUUCUUCGAGGAGUUUCAGGACAGCGUCGAGGAGGCACAGGAGGCCAAGCCCUCUGUGGAGGCUGUAGAGGAGAAAAAUCAUGAGGAUAAACUUCUCGAUUUCGACAAUGAAGGAAAAGAGCGCCCACUCGAGACCCUCCAGUUGGGACAGAACGAACCUCGGGAUCAAUUGCUCGAACAGGUUUUUGGAAAUGAGAGUGAUAGUCGCCCACUGGACGUUAAACACACGAGUGAACUCGAGAAGAGUCUUGCAGAGUUAGAUCUGGUGAUGGACUCGUUCGUUGGUGGCCCCUCGAGCUUUGAUUUCUCGGAUAAGACGACCUCUUUGGGCUCGUCGAACCAGCAGGAGUGUCAGGAAUCUCUUCAGUUGUUGACCUCCGAAAAUUUUCAACUGCUGGAUGAUAUCUUGAAUAGUGGACCGACAGCUAAUACCGAUUGGGACGCCAUGGCGAACGACACAUUUUUGCCACCGGGGAUUCUGAAGCAGAGCCUGGGGGAUGCCGCACUUGGGAAAACGAGUAAACCGAUGGUUAACGAGAAGCAAAAAAAGGGAAAACCGAAAGGAAAUUCCUGGCUGGACUUGUUCGCCGAGUUGGAUCCCCUCGCGAAUAAUCCAAUCGAGAGUCUAUCCAAAUCGAGUGACAGAAACGCUCCCGCCUAAAUUCCAUCACUUGUCAACAUUCCAGACUUUCCUUAAUGAUUUCAACAUUCCAACAGCAUUUUCCAAGGUCAUUGAUUCAAUGUUUCUACCAAAGAUUUUUAAGAAUUUAAAAAAACCAAGUAUAUGAAUUUUCAUGUCGUGAUUCUACUAGUCAUUCAUCUCUCCACUGUUUGUCAAAAAUUGAGGAUUCUAAUCUCGUAUUUAAUAAGUUUCUCCUGGGAUAAUGACUGUAUUGCUUUCUUAUCAGUUAAGUAUCGAACGGUGAAAUUUACUAUACACAAAAUCAUAAUAAAAAUUGGAAAACAAAUAAUAUAAUAUAUCGAGAUGGUGCAAUGUUACUGAUUAAAAAAGAAUUUGUACAGU